Messenger RNA from Cryptococcus wingfieldii CBS 7118, 1590 nucleotides. RefSeq lists its product as hypothetical. Bases 1 to 1590 code for a protein of 529 amino acids. The transcript has 9 exons. The record is from RefSeq and is a predicted model, not a curated record. NCBI's taxonomy places the organism in Eukaryota, Fungi, Basidiomycota, Tremellomycetes, Tremellales, Cryptococcaceae.
AUGGCCAUAUCCUCACGGCACAUCAUCCGCUCAGCCCUCAUAUCCUCACCCCUCCUCUUCCUCCUCGUCUUCUUCCUCGUCAAGCCCUCCACCCCCUCCACUUCCGAGUUCCCACACACCCCCGGAGAGCCGAGGACGUUUGAUUUCGAAUCCACCGAAGCCAAAGGAUGGAGAGAGGGACUCAGGGGUGGGGUCAGUGACUGGAGAGAUAAGUGGCCCUCCCUGGGGUGGGGCAGCGGACGCGAAACAGUUGAGCAGAUGGAAGUCGAACAGGUGGAGGAGGAUGGCUGGGUGGACUUUGAUGAAGGGCUCCAUUGGACAAAGUACGAAGGGGGUGUGCCAGGCUAUCAAGUCUUUACAAAUCUAUACCUUUCAGGUGCUUCUCUGACUGCUAUCACCCCUUCUCAAGCCCCGUCUCCGUUAGCGAGCGACGACGCGGAAGAGACAGACCGAGUACAAGAGAGUCCAUUCCCAGAGACGAAAUCCAUCAUCUCGUCAAGCAAGAGAGGCGUGACGGCGGGGCCUGACAGGUGGAGGAUUGAGGGACCAGAAGUGGGACGAAUGGAGUUUGGAAAGACAGGGUAUAGAUUGGGCGGUUUGACUUUCAUCUUCAACGAUGGGCCUGGUCCCGGUAUUUAUUUAAACACGUCUAACUCACGUUUCAGACAUUUUGUCGCCGAAGCUUUCCUCGGCGCCGUUCGGUCUCUAGCUUCGACUCUACCUGCAAGUGCUAGCAUUCCCGUCCCCAAACGUAUCUGGUUUCCACGCUGUGGCGCCACUCCAAGCUGGCGGGACGACCGUGGGGAAAAUGUGUGGUUCCUCUCGCAUGCUGUACCUUCUGCCAGUAUCGAAGACUCUACAGGUUUCGCCGACCGAAAUCUCGCUGGUGUUACCAUGCAACUGGAGAAGGUGGUCAUCAUUGAUCGCUGGGCGGCGCAUUCUAUAACGGGCGAUAUCGCCAAAUGGGGCAAGAUGAACGUCCUGGUUCCCACAGUUGCAGCUCCUGGUGAUAUAUUUCAACAAUACAGGGAUAAUGCCAUCCAAUCAUUCGGUGUAAGCAAGAGCAAGAUCGGCAGUAGAGGGCUGCCUGUUGUAGUCUACUUGUCCCACCAGAAAGAACCUCCCCGUCUCCGUUCGGAAGAUCAUGCGGGAAUGAUCACGGCACUGAAAAGUUUGACGAGUAUUGCCGAAGUGCAUAUAGUGAAAGUAGGCGGUAUGCCCAAAAUCCGUCAGGUUGAGCUUUUGAGUCGGGCUUUGGUGGUGAUUGGCUCGCACUCGGACGAUCUCGUUCAUGUCAUUUGGAUGCCCCCGAGCAAAGGCUCAACGAUCAUUGAACUCUUUGAGACGGGCGGUUUUCAGCGCGACUUUGAGCUGAUGGCUUCUUCUCUGAAUCACAACUAUGUGGCGGUGGCCGGGGAUAGGGUCGUACCAGAGGAAGAAUGGAAAAUCGCGGGGCCCUCUAACGGGGAACGACCCAAGGGUGAGAUUACAAUCAAUCCCGAAGUAGUGGUUCGCAUUGUGGAGGAUAUUGUAGCAGCGUCAGACGAGACUCUCGUACAGCUCGGACGAAGCAGAAGAAGCAGAAAUUGA